AUGUUUUUCAAGGUAUUUUGUGUGCUGUCUGUAGCUGCUGUAGCGGUCUCCGCUUAUGGACAUUCAUCCCAGUUCGUCCACAAAUAUGAUGGACACCACGAGCCUGUACACCAUGGGCAUGGUCACCAUGACUACUAUACUCACCCAAAGUUCGAGUUCGGCUACAAAGUGGACGACAAGCACACGGGCGACCACAAGUCGCAGCACGAGCACCGCGACGGUGACGUCGUCAAGGGCCACUACUCCCUGCACGAGCCUGACGGCUCCGUCAGGGACGCUGCCUUAGUCAUCACCCUCUUCGCUGUAGCGAUCGCACGGCCUCAACACCACGGUCAUGGUCACGCCAUCUCCUCACAAAGCAUCGUACUGCACCACACUCACGAGACAAAACACCCUGUACACCACGAGGAACAGAAUCACAAAGAUGAACACCAUUAUGCUCAGUACUAUCAUGAUGACCACGAGGAGCAACGCCACGACGAGCAGCACCUCAAGGAACAGCACGGCCACGCCUCCUCCUCACAGAGCAUUAAGCAACACCACGGAAAAGCUACUGAAAAACACGUUGAAUAUUAUUCCCACCCUAAGUACGAGUUCGCUUACAAAGUAGAGGACCCUCACACCGGUGACAAGAAAUACCAGCACGAGGCGCGCGACGGUGACGUCGUGAAGGGCGUGUACAGUCUGCACGAGCCCGACGGUACUGUCAGGAUUGUCGAGUACCACGCUGACAAGAAGACUGGAUUUAACGCUAACGUCAAGUUUGAGGGUCACGCCAAGCACAUUGUUCCCGAACACCACCAUUGA
Molecule: messenger RNA, 807 nt
Organism: Spodoptera exigua (beet armyworm)
Lineage: Eukaryota; Metazoa; Arthropoda; Insecta; Lepidoptera; Noctuidae
Source: the annotation of a GenBank genome assembly